Messenger RNA from Phaedon cochleariae (mustard beetle), 891 nucleotides. The record is from the annotation of a GenBank genome assembly. Lineage: Eukaryota; Metazoa; Arthropoda; Insecta; Coleoptera; Chrysomelidae.
AUGGAUAGGUUUCAAAGAGAAGACAUUGAUUGGAAAUAUAUUCAACAGCAUACAGAUAAGCAAAAUUAUGAAAUACCCUGCUUUUAUGAUACCCAAUCCUGGAACAUUGGGGAGACCUACAGUAUGCGUAUUGGAAAUAUAUAUGACCCAUCCAAAUUUUGGACAGUAUUUUGUGACAGAGAGUUGACCAUAUUUCAAGAAUUCUUGAAUAACUUUUACAAGAUUAAUAGUGAUAUCUACAAAAUGCCCAAACAAUCAGUGAAAAGACUUCAAUAUUGUGUGGCAUUCACAGAUGGAGAAUAUUAUAGAGGACUGAUAGUAGACAUACCUUUAUUUGGUAGCCUUGAUAAUAAACUUUCAGUGUUUCUGCUGGAUUUUGGAUUCUCAGCUGUUGUUUACAGUAAUGACAUACAUUACCUUUCAAAAAAUUUGUUUGAAGUUCCUCAAUUUUCUGUGAGGUCUUGUAUAUAUGGAAUGGAACCCUAUAAUACUGACACAUGGACAGUUGAUGAAGUGAAAAGAUUCAGUGAACUAACAACCAAGAAAAGAUUACUGUGUGUAUUAGAGAAUACAGAUCCCUCCCGCAAAAUAGUGUAUAUUACCAUUCAUGACUUUGAUGAAAUCUCCAGAGAUAAACCUAUAAGGGAUGUACUGAUCAGUGAGAGACUAGCCAAAAUGACAACUCUGGAAAAUAAAAAAAAUAAAAAAGUAGGCAAAAGUAAAUUUGCUCCUAAAAUAAAGUACCCAUUUUUGUUUCCAACAUUUGAAGCAAUAGAAGGAGCAGAAACUCCAUCUACAGUAUAUACCAGUGAAUUGCUAAAGAGUUGUCUUACUGCUGGUAUAAUAUUAUUCAAGAGUUAUUAUUCCUAUAAUGGUAUCAAUCUUUCCUGA